Messenger RNA from Cavia porcellus (domestic guinea pig), 539 nucleotides. RefSeq names its product neuropeptide VF precursor (gene Npvf). Gene Ontology annotation, biological process: negative regulation of gonadotropin secretion; neuropeptide signaling pathway. The transcript is spliced from 2 exons. Bases 1 to 522 code for a protein of 173 amino acids. The record is from RefSeq and is a predicted model, not a curated record. Gene Ontology annotation, molecular function: signaling receptor binding. Lineage: Eukaryota; Metazoa; Chordata; Mammalia; Rodentia; Caviidae.
AUGGAAAUUAUUUCAUCAAAAAGGUUCAUUUUAUUGACUUUAGCCACUUCAAUCUUGUUAACAUCAAAUAUCUUUUAUGCAGAUGAACUAACAAUGGGACAUCUUCACAGCAAAGAAAAUUAUGACAAAUGUUCUGAGCCUCAAGGAACCCCAAAAGGAGAAAAGGAAAGAAGUUUCACUUUUCAAGAAUUAAAAGAUUGGGGACCAAAAAACGUCAUGAAGAUGAGUACACCUGCAGUUAAUAAAACACCACACGCUGCAGCCAACUUGCCACUGAGAUUUGGGAGGACCAUGAAAGAAGAAAGGAACCCCAGGGGUUCAGUCAACCUGCCUCUGAGGUUUGGAAGAAAUAUGGAGGCAGGCAUCUCUAGGCAUCUUCCUAACCUCCCCCAAAGGUUUGGGAGAAUGACAAUGGCCAAAAGCGCCUCUAAGACACUGAGCAAUUUGCUUAGACGAUCCAUGCAUUCACUCUCUGCCAAUGAGUUACUUCACUGCAUGACCUGCCAGAGCGAAGAAAUCUAGAAUCCUGAUAAAAACAA